Aspergillus oryzae RIB40 is the source of this 651-nucleotide messenger RNA. RefSeq lists its product as uncharacterized. Gene Ontology annotation, molecular function: thiopurine S-methyltransferase activity. NCBI's taxonomy places the organism in Eukaryota, Fungi, Ascomycota, Eurotiomycetes, Eurotiales, Aspergillaceae. Bases 1 to 651 code for a protein of 216 amino acids. The transcript has a single exon. The record is from RefSeq and is a predicted model, not a curated record.
AUGUUGGAUACCUUCGAACCAGUUGUAAGAUUUCUCGCACAGUACCAAGGUGGCGACUAUGUGAAAGGAUGGGCCGAACUGUGGGAUAAGGGCGACUUGAUUGACUGGGAUAAAGGGUUUCCUAACCCAGCCUUAGAAGAUACCCUUAUCCAGCGCCGCUCGAUCAUCGGUGAUCCUGUGGUCAAGGAUGCUGGGGGAAGCCAGUAUAGACGGAAGGCACUGGUUCCUGGAUGCGGCCGAGGGGUUGAUGUCCUUCUUCUGGCCAGCUUUGGCUAUGACGCCUAUGGCCUGGAGUAUAGUCAUUCUGCUGUCGAAACCUGCAAGAAGGAAGAAUCCGAAAGAGGCGGUAGAUAUCCUAUCAGAAAUCUAGAAUUCGGAAGAGGCAGCGUCACUUUUGUGCAGGGUGACUUCUUUGAUGAUGCUUGGUUGGACGCCCUGGGUUUACUGCCAAAUGCCUUCGAUCUGGUGUAUGAUCACUCGGUAAGUAGACCCGUGCGGCUAUCAAUUUGCACAAUGUAUUGUUGGAGGAUGAUUAGGGAAUCAAGUUGUACUCACUCUGCGUUUGGCAGUUUUUCUGUGCCCUGGAUCCAUCGCUCCGCUCCAGAUGGGCACUGCGACAAACUCAGCUUCUUGUCCCCAAUGGCCAUCUAG